Stylonychia lemnae is the source of this 1629-nucleotide messenger RNA. The record is from the annotation of a GenBank genome assembly. Lineage: Eukaryota; Ciliophora; Spirotrichea; Sporadotrichida; Oxytrichidae.
AUGAUCACAAUCCAAUAGUUAAAAUUAUCAUGGAGAUGUCAAAGUCUUAUAAGAGAACUUAACUUAGUCUGUCAAAGAUUGAACCCAUUUCUCCUUGAAUGUUAAGAAAAGAGGUAUUUAAGCAGCAAUAUAUUAAAGGCAGAUUCCAAUACCAAGCAGCAAAGACAUUGUGAAAAACACUGCCUAGCCCAUGGAAUUUUCUAUCUAGAUUAUGAGGUCAUUAACCUAUGCCGAUGUAAUUUAAGAGAGACUAUACACAAAAGUGAUAAAGAUGCCUACAAUAUGAUAAUCUAUGUUCAGAAUAUGUUUCAUCAAAUCGAUUAGAAAUAGAUGAAAACAGAGACGGAUUGGGAGUUCAGAGAUUAAAAAACAUAUCACAUCUUAAAAAAUAGUCCAUAAGUGUUCACUUUUAAUGUGGUAUGGUCCCAAUAAGACUUUGAUGUUAAAGAUCAAGAAAAAAAAUUCUCACAAGAUUUAUUGUUCUUUUAUUUGCUCCUACCAAAUAUAUUUAAUCCGUAUGAGAUCUUUAAAAAAAAGGCUAGCUAAAGAGAACUAGAAUAUUUCUUUAAGGGCUUUAUUUGUUUUUAUGGCUCACACUAUUACUGCUACUUCAGACAUUUGGUAGAUGAUAACUGGUAUCUAUUUGAUGAUAAGACUGUAAAAGUUAUUGGUUCUUGGAAAUAAGUCUUACUUUAGUGUGUAAAGGGCAGGAGUUAGCCAAUAAUACUUUAAAAUAAGGAGCAGGUAUAGAUGGCUAAAGAUAACCAUUAUAUGACUAGUCGUUAUAAUAAAGAUGACUUGCAAGAAAUAUAUGAUUUAGCAGUAAAAUAAGACGACCCUAUAGAAGAGAAUGAAGAAGACAUUAAUAAUCAACUUGAUCCUGAAAUAUAAGAGCAGUUGAGAAUAAUGGAGUAAAUGGAAAAAGAUGCCUUAGUGGCAUAAACUUUAAUAAAUAAGUUUCAAUCUUCUGGAAAAUCAAUGACAUUUGAUAAAGGUAGAACUUCAAGUAUCAGAAAAUAAAAAUCUGGUUUGAGGGGUUCAUCACCAUAAAGAAAUUCAAUACUCAUGAGUAGAGCUUCUACUUAGCGGUUAUCAAUGCUAGGUUCCUCCAUGAAAAAUAAGGAAUUACCAUUUAAUAAAUCUAACAAAGCAUAUUUUGAGCCAAUCAUUCAAGAUAAAGAGGAAGAGAAGAUCAGUGAACAAUUUGAUUAAAACAGCAAUAUUUCUUCUAAUUUAUCAUAUAGGUUUAAAUGUGGGCAUCUUUGUAAGGAAUUUAUAAGUAUAUAUGAUGAAAAAUGCUAGCACUGUAUGAAGGAUAAUAAAUACUUUGAACCAAAGCUAAUCUCUGAGUUAGAUGAGAAUGAAUGGUUCUGCUAAAGCUGCAAUGUUCUAAAUAAAAUGCCAAUCUUUAAGUGUAGAGGUUGUAGCAAGAUUUUGAAGGAAUAAUAAAAUGGGUAGACUUAGAAAAUUGAUGCAAAGUAUAAUUUUGAGAAAGAUGGAUUUAUCUGUAAUUCUUGCUAUAAAAGAUAUAAGGUUAUUUAAGAUUUAAAUGGAAUUUGUAACAAUUGCUAAAGUCAUAAAUUGAAAUCUAUCAAGCAUAUAAUGACUACUGAUUAAUCAUUGAAGUGA